CAUUCGCGAGGCUACUUUUUUGUCUAUCGCCAUGUGUGUUUGUGCGUGCCUGCUAAAUGUAUGCUUUCACAUAAUUGUCCGGUAGACACGAACAGCAGAGUAACGAUCGCGUUUUGUGUGUGCGGUAGCGUGCGUGUGUCUGCUGUUCGGACCGUUCACCAUUUCCAUGGGAAGCGCAAAAAGUAGCGAUAAACUAAUCGGACUGCUGUUACUAGCUGGAGAGAAAGGUUAUGAAGGAAGAAUGGAGUUCCCAGACCAUAGCCGCCAGUUGCUGCAGUGUCUGAGUCAGCAGCGUCACCAAGGUUUCCUCUGCGACUGCACUGUUCUCGUCGGAGAGGCGCGAUUCAAAGCGCACAGGGCUGUGCUGGCCUCUUGCAGCAUGUACUUCCAUCUCUUCUACACGGACCAGCUAGACAAAAGGGACGUUGUGCAUCUGAACAGUGACAUUGUGACAGCCCCGGCUUUCAGCCUGCUCCUUGAAUUUAUGUAUGAGGGGAAGCUGGAAUUCAGCACCCUGCCAGUGGAGGAUGUCCUGGCCGCUGCCAGCUACCUUCACAUGUACGACAUUGUGAAAGUGUGCAAAGGCAGGCUGAAAGAUAAGGAGCUGUGCUUGCUGGACGAGAAGAUUAGCGAGGGGAUAGCGCUUGGCUGUCUGGACAGGGAGAGCUCCUCAGACAGCGAGCAGCACAGCAAGCAGCCGUCGCGGCGCCGGUCGCAGCAGCAACAACAGAGGCCCCCCCCGGCAGAUGAAUUUGACACAGACAACGGCGAAGUCAGGCUAGCUGUCACGGAUUGUGAUAGGUCCGCACAGAGCAGGCAGAAGGCAAACGGUCACCCUGGCAGGUCCCCGGACCUUGUAGGUGUCAAUUAUGUGUCAGCGGAGGCCGAGUCCUGCAUCCGAACAGCUGGAAAAACAAAAGCUGAUGUCAGUAGUUCCGUGGCAUCUCUGUCCCAGAGGUCCCGGGCUUCGGAUGACACGGACUGCGCUCUGGAUUUGUCUUUCAAGCCUCUGUCUAGCAGAGAUUCCUUACACCCCUCCUACGUCUCGGGACAGCUGGCCCUCGACAGCCAGCAGCAGGGCACCGAGCCACUUGUUAAAGACGAACACGACUUGCUGUCAGAGCAGGAGGACAGUGAGCCGACGAGCCCGGAGAGCCAGCGCUUUGGGAAUAGCGCCAGGAGCUCGGUGGUGACAGGGUUCGCUGCCCUCUUCCCGGGCAACAACGGCUCCACCGCGGCCCUGCUCCCCCAGGAGGACGACCUGAUGGAGCAGGCGGGGGAGGGGGGAGGGGACGGAGCGGGGGCCAGAGCGGCCGAGGACCACAGAAGAAGAAGAAGAGGAGGAGGAGGACUGCUGGGCGACAGCGAAGAGGAAGAGGAGGACGACCUGGCCUCCUCGGACAUCUCCACCUCCAGCGGGGUGCUCCUGCCCCCAGGGCAGCAGGUGUGCGUGUGCCCGCUCUGCAGCAAGGUGUUCCCCAGCCCGCACGUGCUGCAGCUCCACCUCAGCUCGCACUUCCGCGAGAAGGACGGCGCGCGCUCCAAGCUGUCGCCCGACGGCUCGGUGCCCACCUGCUCGCAGUGCGGCAAGACCUUCUCCUGCAUGUACACGCUGAAGCGGCACGAGCGCACGCACUCCGGUGAGAAGCCCUACACCUGCGGCCAGUGUGGCAAGAGCUUCCAGUACUCGCACAACCUCAGCCGGCACGCCGUGGUGCACACCCGCGAGAAGCCGCACGCCUGCAAGUGGUGCGAGCGCCGCUUCACCCAGUCCGGGGACCUCUACCGACACAUCCGCAAGUUCCACUGCGGCCUCGUCAAGACCCUCGCCAUCGGAUGAGUCGUGACACGGGCAGAGGAAGCGCGUCUUUUUCGGAGCCUCGACACCACUGUGUACAGCAUGUGUAUAUAAGUGUAGAUAAACAUAUGUGAUUAUCAUAGUAUAUCAGGGUUUACCUAUUCUGAAUGGUAUGCCUGCCUAUACCCAUCAAGGAUUUUUUUUGUAAUUUGAAUGCAGUUUAUAGCUCCUUUGCAACAGCAAACCAACUCGAGAGAUGUGAUUUGGUAUGGUGCUGUUGAGAGGGGAUUUAUGUACUGUAAAGACUCGUGUCUUAAAAGUCUCGGUGCAAAUCAUCGUAUGAGACUGUAUCAUGUAAUGCUUUCUUCGAAGCUGGGUGGAUGGAUCAUCGAAGAGAGAAAAAUCCAAUGUGCCCUUGUGCCCCUCAACACGCUAUAACUGCACUGCUUUCAAAGAAGAAGCAAUUUCCACUGGAAAAAAAAUUAAUACUUUCAUGUGUAUAAAAGCACAAAAUUUUGCCUGGAUGAGCAAUAUUGGAAUGGCUGACACUGAACACAAUCCGUCCAUGAGUAGCAAACUUUUAUUCUCUAAAUUCAGCCUUAUUUAUUAUUUUGGAAUCUACUGAAAUUUUAUUACAUUUGCUGAAUGGGAAGCCAACUCCAGAGCUGCAGUAAAUUAUCUUUGUAUAGCUUAACAGAGGUCUGUAACUGUAAUGUUGACAUUUUCAUUUGUGUUUUGGAAGUGCUAUGGACUGGUGAAUGAAGUGUAAGGAAUGCGGGAUAAAAACUCAAAAAGGAAUGGCUAUCUUCUGCUGAGUUUGCCCAAGUCCUGAUAUCUAUUUUUAGUGCACACCUGAUGCCUCUACAAAGCAGACCAGUGGAAUCGUUUUGCUUUUUGAUCUCCUUAUCUGUAUAUCAGAUCCAGAAAAGCAAACAAGAUGUUUAAUACUUAGUAAUAUUAAAUAAUGUCAUGGGGUUUGAUACUGGAAAAAGACUGAGCGUGGAAGAGAAGGAAAUCUGGCAGAGUGCAGUUAAGCAACUUGGGGCUUGGGUAUGAGUUGUAUUGAGGGGUUUAAUUCAGGGUUGUGAUGUAAAACCUUAUUCAGGGGUGAUUCUCAUUUAAAAGAAAAUUCUAAAAUCUUAAAGAAGUCUGAGAGAAAAGCUGUGCCUGCAUACCUGAUGCCUACUGAGUAACCUACAAUACAUAAGUACUAAGGAGUACCUUGUAUUACUUAACGACCUUUAAAAGUCAAGGUAUAGGUUGGAAAUAAGUGUUUAGAUGCCACCUUAUUCACAUUAUGAAGUAAAUGUAUUUUUCCCCUGAAAGAAUGGACUGGAGUGACAACGAAAAAAUGCAUGCUGCUGUGUGGUUCAGGGCUUAAUCGGAGGAAACAGAGUGUGUGUGUGUACAGUACAAGUCCACACUUCCUGGAAUUAGGCUUACAGCAGAAGGAAAAUACAGGCUAAGCCAUGUCUCUUCCUGCUUCUCGGGUACUUAUUCAUGGGCCACUCAAGAAUAUGUACAGGACCUUGUCUGUCACACUCACCCAUUUCCUCAGUGUAGUGUUACAGAAAAGAGAAAGAUCUCCUGCCAGUCCUUUCUGUAGCAUUUUACAUAUUUAUUAAUUUAAUGUUUUUCUCUUUUUAGCCACCUGUGAACAAUAGUCUGGCUUAUGACCAUUUACAAUUUAACCCGCGAUGACUCUGCAAACUGUUUGUAUCCUCUGUGUUGUACUGUGCAGUUGCAAAAAUCUACUGAACACAUCAGAUUAAGCCUGUCAAUGAAACUUCACAAAAUGGCCUACGGCUGUUUAGUUUUCUGAGCCUUUUUUGUCUGUACUGUUCAAGUUUUGUUUUUUAGGUUUAUCUUUUCUGGAGCUAUACAUGUGAAUUCUUACUAUGGCUGGAAAUAUCACUAAAAAUUACUAAGUUAUUUGUUUUUAUUCUCCUGAUAAAACUUGAUUAGCAUUAUUUAUUAGAUUUUUUUUGGUUCAGGGUUUACUAGGGUGUGAUAAGUAUUAUUUUAUCCACAAUAUUGAAGCACAUUGAUUUCUUAUUUCUAACAUUAAAGGAGGUGUUUAGUUGAGCUCUUUUGUGUAAUUAUCAGGAGCUCAACUUUUUUAACCUAAUGGUUGUUUGAAGGACAGUGGAUGCCUCAUUAUGCUGGUACUUUUUAAAAUGGUAUUGGGACAGAUAUCUCAUUUGUCUUUGUAAAUGCCAUUACUGUACUGUGAAUUGGGUCUUUUAGUGUGUUGUCAUGUGAAAAAGAACAACAAUCUUAAAAUGUUUUAAGAUUAGCCACACAGGAAACAAAGAAGCACUUGUUUUGGGCAUGCAUAUAUCCUUUAUCUGAAUUUAGUUUUGACACUCAUAAUUACGUAGGCUGCUAUUUCUAACUACUUGUAUAUUUAAAGUAUAUUAUUAUUUUUAUUUAUAAGACUGUUGUUUCCCAAUAUUGUUCACAUAUUUGGGGUGAGAAUAUCUAACAGUGGCUGUCUUUUCUCUGCAAGCUAACAAGUGAUUUAUUCUCCAGUGUUUGGGAUUCUCCUAACUCAGAAAACAGAGCAGACUCAUGCAGCCUUUGCCUCUUCAGAACAAUAAACUGGACAUUGCAUUGGCUGCCACCUCAGCAAAGGAAAUGGUUGUAAAACUGAAAAAUCUGAAACUGAGACACACACUACUCUGGUACAGAAUGCCUAUAGAAAACACACAAAACUAGUAUUGUACUCCUGUCCCAGGUAUUUCUCAAGGGAUCAUUGUGUGUCCUUUUUCUUUGCUGAGAGUGAACUCCUUGAGCCUUGCACUUUUUUGCAUGAAAUUAACCCUUUGGAAUGCAAGAAAUGUAUUUAUAAAAGGAGAGCUGGAUGACUGUAAACAGGUGUAUUGUGUUUUGGGGGCAUCAAAGGAUUCUCUUAUUUCCAGCAUGCAUAAGAUAAGUGCUUCAUUGUGCUCUUUGCAAGGAAACGAUCGCACACUCGCAAAUGUGAAGUUGCACUUUGAACAUUAGGGAUUUUGAAUGUUGGAUAAAGUUUGGGAGAACGCAAAUUCUUGUACUGUUUGCAUUUCACCUAAAUAUAGACGCAUACAUUUAUGUUCAUUUAAAAAAAAAAAAAAAAAAAACAUCUGGAAGACGUCAGGGUAAAUUCAACCAACAUUUUGGUGUGGUGUUUUUUGUAAAACUGGUAUUUAAGAACUUUGAAAUAAAGUUCAAAUAGGAUCGAGACGGUUUAAACAUCCAUCAGAGGUUUCUAUUACUAAUUUUGAACAGUGGGAGCAUGUUCUCUUAAAAGAAGAAAUGGUGCCUUGGAGCAAAUCCUCAGUCCGCCAGGCUGUUCCCUUGUCUGGCACGGAAGCUGUUCAUCUUCCACAGUUCUGCUUUGAAAUUCCCUAGGUAAUUCCUGAAUAUUUACAUCGCAUGAUUUCUGUUGAAUAUCCCCGUUUAUGCUGUACGCUCAUUGAACAUGAACACAGGAAAGUACUUCCUGUUCUUGUCUUGCUUCUUUUGAAAGGAGGGACAUUUCCUCAAGUACAGCUGUUUUGGUUGUUCUUUUUCCCCAAUUGCGUUUUGCUUUCUGAUGGGUGAGUUUAACAAUACAGGGGCAGGGCAGUGAGCGAAUUUAAAUAUAUUUUAUGAUGUAUUAAAGCAUUGUAAUUUUAUUUAGACUUAUUUAGGCGUAUUUUACAGCAUGUACCUUGUAGGCACAAACACAGGUACUUGGAAUUGGCCUUUUUUAGUUUGCUAUUCCUGGCACCUGAGAAUGAGAAAAUGCAGAAAUAAUGUACUGGUAAAUAAGGGGCUAAAAAGUCCCUAUUGUGUAAAGAAUGAAAACAUGGGCCAAAAUUUGCUGGAUAGAAUCAAGGCUCUUUUUUGUCGAAUGUGAAUCUUUAUGAAUGGGGGAUAAACUGGUGUCAUCCUUUACAACAUUUUACUGCAACGAGCUGGAAAAAAAGAAAAUGUACAUGCAUGCAUAUCCCUGUUGAUUGCAAAACAGAGUUUUAGAUGAAUGGAGCAAAUAUGGGAAAGGACACCAACCACCUCUCUUACUGGCGUAUGUGUUUUAUAAAUUCAUACUGAAUCAUUUUAAAGUAAAAAAAAAAAAAAAAAAAAGGUAUAUUAAAACUGGAACAUCAUUUACAGUUUAGGUCCUGACUGUGAAAUUGUGUAUAAUGAGAAGUAUUUAUUGUUUUGUCUCUUGUGCAACAUUUUACUGUAUCUCACAAUUUUGACAUGUAAAAUGAAAUGAUAAUACUAAAUGUCAAUGGGGGAAAUUUUUUAAUCAAAUUUGUAGAAGUGCCAUUAGAAUUUAAUAUAAUUUUUUUAUAAGAAAGGUCUAUUUUAUAGGAAACAAAUGCUUCAGUGUUAGUGCUUUAGACUAUAGAGGACAAUCGGUGUGCGGAAAUGGCAUUGCUUAGGUCUUUUGGCGCUUAUUUGAUUUUCAUGUGGGGUUUUUUUGUUGCGCUUUUGGAGUGUGCUUGUGUGUGUGUGCUGUGGAAAUGUGACAAUCUUGAUUUACUAGGCCUAUUUUUGUCCAUUUAGUUUUUGCAUAGAUUAAAGAGAAGAGACUGUGA
Molecule: messenger RNA, 6366 nt
Organism: Conger conger (European conger)
Lineage: Eukaryota; Metazoa; Chordata; Actinopteri; Anguilliformes; Congridae
Gene: zbtb42
Product: zinc finger and BTB domain containing 42
Exons: 2
Coding region: 167-1840 (557 amino acids)
Biological process (GO): regulation of transcription by RNA polymerase II
Cellular component (GO): nucleus
Molecular function (GO): protein binding; DNA-binding transcription factor activity, RNA polymerase II-specific; RNA polymerase II cis-regulatory region sequence-specific DNA binding
Source: RefSeq, a predicted model, not a curated record